GAACAAAGUAACAAAAAAAACCCCUUAGAAACAGAGGAAUCAUGAUGAGAGACAAAAUUAUACAGAGACGUGGAGAUGGCUGUAACGUUGUCUCAUCCAUCAUCAUGUCUUGUCCUUCUCCUCCUUCUCUUUUCCGGUCAUCCCUCCGCCUCCGGGACCUCUAUCCCCGACAUGGUGAACACGGCGGCGCGUGUGUUAAACAGAGCGAGAAGAGCAAAACUUGCGAAAGAAUUUCUACAAGCGCACAACGAUGCACGUGUUUCUUCAGGCGUGCCAACUCUCGAAUGGGACAGAGACCUGGCCCGAUUCGCUGAUAAAUGGGCUAAACAACGUAAGCCCGAUUGCAGCAUGAUACAUUCAGGUGGGCCUUACGGCGAGAAUAUUUUCUGGUACCGGCGUAAGAAGAAGUGGUCGUCGGAGAAAGUGGUGACGAGAUGGUUUGAGGAAAGGUUUAACUACGACGUGAAAACAAACACGUGCGCAUCAGGAAAGAUGUGCGGCCAUUACACGCAGAUGGUGUGGAGAGCCACCACAGCCGUUGGAUGCGCACGUGUGAAAUGCAACAACGGUCGUGGCUAUCUUGUGGUGUGUGAAUAUGACCCACGUGGGAAUUACGAAGAAUGCACGGCAGAAGCCUCCGCUGCUAAAGCCUUAAAGCUCCGAUCGGUCCAGUCCCAGUUCAUGUCCAAUCACCAUCGAAAGAUUUACACACAGGAAGCAAUUCAAUUAAGCGCGAAGCUUCUAGCAAUCAAUCCGGAGGCCUACACGGCUUGGAACUAUCGGAAGCUCGCCGUCGAGGAUAACCUUUCUCGAAUCGACGACUCUGAUCCAAGCUUGGUUAAAUCAAUUCUCAAUGAAGAACUUGAAGUCGUAGCAAUUGCUCUUAGGCGAAAUCUCAAGUCCUAUGGGGCUUGGUAUCAUCGAAAGUGGGUUUUGAGUAAAGGACAUUCCUCAUUAGAAAAAGGAAUGCAACUUUUGAAUAAAUAUCAAAAGCUCGAUCUCAGGAACUUUCACGCUUGGAACUAUCGCAGGUUUGUUGUGGAGCUAACCAAGACGUCACCACAUGAUGAGUUGCACUAUACAACUGAUAUGAUCAAUGAUGUUAGUUUCAGCAACUAUUCUGCCUGGCACAAUCGUAGUGUACUUCUUUCAAGUUUGGUCGCAAAAAAGGCUGAUGGGUUUAUGUCAAGGGAAACGAUUCGUCGUGAAUUAGAUUAUGUACAUAAUGCUAUUUUUACGGACGAAGAUGACCAAAGUGCCUGGUUUUAUUAUCUUUGGCUUCUUGAUCAAACUGUUAAAAUGGAGACUCCUCUUCGCACUUCCUCUUGGCCUUCAGAUGGUUCCAUUGUCAUUCUAUCUGGACCUGGGUGCUUCAAUGGCUCUUCUUCUAAGUUCACUACUCUCUGUUCCGAGUCUGGUUCUUUUCCACUGAUUCUUUACUUUGACCAAGCCGUCAGUGGAGUAAGCUCGUCUACUGUUACUAUCGAUUCUGAACUAAAAGGAAAUCAGGACCUUGUUUGGGAACCAGUUUCGGAUAAAAACUCUCAACUGUCUUGUGUAUGGGUUGCUCGUCUGAAAUUUGACAGUACUGAACCUUGUUUUCGCAAGGAAAACAAAGUGAAGGUCAGCCUUGGGAAGUCUCAAGGAAUUGUUUCUUCCAGGGGAUGUAACUUGAGCGCUCCUUAUGAGUUUGUAUUUACAGUGCAUAUUCAUGACACCGUCGGAGAGCCACAAGAAGGCAUUGUUUCAUGGACGGAUGGUUUUGACAAUUGGGAUGCACAGUCAAAGGAUUUGAAGUCUCUUAUCACCUUGGACCAGUUAAACGCUGAUACGGGUUUUGAGUGGCGUAAGCAAGCUAUAAAGACAGAGAUUGAAUGUUUUCGUGAUUUGCCUGACAGCAAAUUUGGAAAGCUCAUUCUUGCAAGGCUUUUGAUGGCUGAGGAAACUAUGAUCUCGGAUGAUGCUGUUAAGGGUGUCCACUAUAAAGAAAUCCUCCAGCUGUAUAACGAUCUGAUGGCCCUUAAUUCUUCGCAUGACCAGUACUACAAGGAUGAGCACAGCGUAGCUUUUCUCCACAAGGUGACUUCAAGCACCGAAUCCCUGUCCAGACACCUCUUUCGGUACAGAAAUAUGAACAAUAUUGUAUGUCUAAGGCUCAAUAACUUAACACUAUCUCGGAUAGCCGCUGUCGAGAAGUUGCUAUUUGUCCAAAUGUUAGAUCUCAGUAACAAUGAGCUUCAUUCCGCUGAAGGAUUGGAGGCGAUGCAGCUUCUCUGUUGCCUAAAUCUGAGUCACAACAGAAUCAGGAGCUUUUCAGCCCUUGACUCCCUAAGACAUCUGAAGCAGCUUAGAGUGUUGGAUGUUUCACAUAACGACAUGGGCGGCAAGCACCCAGUGGACACAACAAGGUACCUUUGUUCUUGGCCGCUCUCUAAUUCGGGUGAAAUUGGAAGAGAGGUGCCUGGUAAAUACUGGGAUGCGUAUUUGGUGCUUAGAGAUUUGAGGAAACUGAAGCAGUUAGAUAUAAUAAGAGGCAACGACCUAAUUGCAGGGGAAGAGUUCAGCUCCUUUGUCCGCCAGGUUGUUCCAAAGCUUGUAUGGCUUGAUGGCCACAAACUCGCUAGUUAAAAUAUAAAUGUUAGGCCACUUC
Arabidopsis arenosa is the source of this 2650-nucleotide messenger RNA. NCBI's taxonomy places the organism in Eukaryota, Viridiplantae, Streptophyta, Magnoliopsida, Brassicales, Brassicaceae. The record is from the annotation of a GenBank genome assembly.